AUGAUACAAGAAGCUGCUAAUAAACUAGGAUUCUGGAAUCCGUUCGGUCGAUCAUAUAAAAUCCCGAACAAUGAUCAAUAUGUUGCUGAACCACCUUCACCAGCUGAUUCAGAUGAUGAUGACAAUAACAUGGAGGCUUCCAACUAUGACAGACCAAAUGAAAACAUGGAUGAAUUACCUGAACAAAAACCAAAACCUGUACCAUUCGGUCACAUAUUCAGAGAUGGUAUUGAUGACCCAGGUUUCGGGUAUAAAGUACCCUACGAUAUGCUCGAGUUAGAUAUGAGAUUUCCUCUAACCAAACAAGAACAAGAAAGAGAAAUACGAGAACGUCCCAAAAAUAAACUUGUAAAAAUUCUGAAAUCGAAUAAAAACUUUUUAAGUCCACGUGAUGCAUACAUGGAUGAGUUUUUGAAAAAAGAAGACAAUCAAGUGAAUACUAAAAACGCUACAGUUGAGGACGACCAACCAAAGUGGUUUAACUUUGAGAAAAUACAAAACCAAAAUGCUAAAGCUGUUGUUCUACCAGACAUUCACCCUAAAAUGAGAACUGAUAAUAUUGAAACUAAAAAAAGUGACAUCAGCAUAAGCGAGAAAAUAUCUCACUUUUCUAGAAACACUUUUGAGUUACCAGAAAUUACUAAAGCGGGAAUGCCCAACUGGACAACUUGUGAAGAGUUUGAAAAAACUCUUAGAUCGGACAACGUUGUUUAUCCCAAAGAUAUAGUCGAUAUAGAGUGGGAGCCGUUUUAUGUUUGGUCUCUGAGAAAAAAUAUUGUAGCACAUGUCCAUCGAUUCUCAUAUCCUACAAAAAAGAUCGUGCGGGAGUAUAGAGGAUUGUAUGAAAAGUUUUUACCAAAAUAUAUAGAUUGGGAGGAACCUAAAUUGAUAUUACAAGAACAAAUGGAGAUGCUCUUGAUAGCUGGAGAUAGAAAAGGUCUUUUUUAUGGAAUACCGAGGCAAGAGUUACCGCUUUCGAUGAGACAUAAAAAAAUUACUCUUACGCCUAUAAUACUACGACUGAAAAUUGAAGAUCCUUAUCUGGCGUUGAUGUUCUGUAACGAUCUCUAUGCUAUCAUUAUGGCAUCCAAGGAAAAUCUACCUAUGACCGUUAAAGAGAAGACCGAAGAAGCUGCACUCCUUAAAUUUAAAGGGGAAGGUUAUCCGAUAUCCAGAAACAAACAUAAAGAAAAGUUAAAAUUAAAAGCUAUAGAGGAACAAAAGCAAAAUGCAGAAGCGAGAAAGUUUAUAAAGGCACUGCCAGGUUACCCUGGUAUAGAUGAUAUACUCAGUGAACCUGGUGUAUUUCUCACAAUGCUACAAAGUGUUGCCAAAUAUAUUGUUUUUUUGGUUAUAAUAUUUGUUUUGAUCACACGAGUUUCUGGAGGCUCCGGACAGUUCCCUGACGGAUUGAGGAAUGCGACAACAUGUGCCGAGUUCAGCACGAAAAAAUCACCAAAGAUUGCACCCAUGGACGUUAGAUUCAAGCAGAUUAAUAAUGGCAAAUACAUUGCUUAUAUGGAGUGUCAGCGAGAAACGGUCUUUCUUAUGUCUAGAAAAGAAGAUAUACCUUCCAAGAAACAUAUUCAAGACGAAGCAGCUCGAGCAGGGUUCCGGAGCAGAGGAGGCAAAUCUUAUCUGUAUCAGGGUCAUCAGUGGAUGCCCAUCCCGGAAGACGAUGAGGAGAGUUUUUGGAUGACACCAGAAGAACGAAAGAAAGAGAUAGAUAGACUAGAAAUGAUGCGCAAGUACGCUAGACCGAAGAAACAAUGA
Molecule: messenger RNA, 1773 nt
Organism: Diatraea saccharalis (sugarcane borer)
Lineage: Eukaryota; Metazoa; Arthropoda; Insecta; Lepidoptera; Crambidae
Source: the annotation of a GenBank genome assembly